Corticium candelabrum is the source of this 2683-nucleotide messenger RNA. RefSeq lists its product as uncharacterized. The transcript is spliced from 5 exons. The record is from RefSeq and is a predicted model, not a curated record. Gene Ontology annotation, biological process: carbohydrate metabolic process. The coding region runs from base 1 to 2427 and encodes 808 amino acids. Gene Ontology annotation, molecular function: alpha-L-fucosidase activity. Lineage: Eukaryota; Metazoa; Porifera; Homoscleromorpha; Homosclerophorida; Plakinidae.
AUGUCCCUGCUCUGUGUUUGGAUAUUCGCGUUGUUGACGACUCGUUCGUUGUCUACGCUCGUGACGGAUGCUAUUAACUGGGAGUCGUUUCUUGGACGUCAUAAUUUGGAGUGGGGAUGGUCGCACGCUGAUCACGUGUGGAGUUUCCUGCCAGCUGAUUGGACGUUGGCGCCUUUCACUGGCAACGGGUUGCUAGGUGCGCUAGCUUAUGUAUGCGAUCAUGGUCAGGGGCCAGGAGGAGCAAGAUGUGCGUCUGUUGGCGAUACGCCUGAAUUCAGAUUGGAAAUUGGGAGGCAAGACAUUUAUGAUCAAAGACAACCAUACGGGAACUUGUGGGAACGUCCACGUCUGCCUGUCGGCUAUCUUCGUCUACAAACAGCCGGCACAAUGCAAGCUGGCAACAUGACUCUUGAUCUAUGGAAUGCACUUCUAAACGGCACAAUAAUCACAUCCAAAGGCGAAAUAACAAUGAAAAUACUCACACAUGCAGUUCACGACGUCGUCACCAUACUAUGGAACACAACGAGCGGGGAAUCAGACGCUAAAUGGAUUUUUGAACCCGAGACUGUUUGUUACGGCAGUGAAGAUGAUUGCCGCGUACAUUACAAUCCCAAACAGAAAUGCUCGUCGUUUAAACCAUCAACUGGUGAUGACAGCAGUGAGGGCAUGUUAUGCACUCAAUUGCUUGAGUCUCCAUAUAUGGGCAAUUUUAGCUCAGCGCUAUUGCCGGGUGUACAAGCGGGUCAACACUUUCUUUAUGUUACCAUCUCGAGUAGCGUCUGGCCGUAUAACACGACUGUUAACGCUCAAGUUGAAGCGAUACGGACACUAGAAAACGUCUCGAUUUCGAAGAUACCUGUUUUGCUAGAAAGUCAUAAGAACGUGUGGCACUUGUUUUAUCCGAUGAGUUUUCUCUCGAUCAGCGACACGCGUCUCGAAGCAUUCUAUUGGAUACAGAUGUAUGUGAUGAGAUCAGGUAUGCGUGCUGGCGGGCCGGUGCGAGACCUGAUUGGUCCGUGGUUUAUCCACUCCAAUUGGCCUGCCAUUUGGAACGACUUAAACCUUCAACUGACAUAUUGGCCGGUGUACGCAUCCAACCAUCUCGACCUUGGCAGAACGUUGAUCGACCACUUGCGUAGAAACUUAGCAAAUGGACAUUGGACGUGGAAUUGUGUGAAUUACGGGGGAAUGUUUAAUCUCACGUACAGCGAUGCUGCAGGAAUCGGCGGUGCUUGUAGCUCUGAUGGUUUCAGUCCGAUGAAAACGAUAGAGACAGAUGACGCCGAGUUUGGUAAUCUGCUGUGGCUUUGUCACAACGUCUGGCUGCAGUGUCAGUAUGAAUACAACCAGACGUGUUUUCUCACUGACCUGCUUCCUCUUCUAUCACGGUCCAUUGCUUGGUAUCGUCACUUCCUGGUUAACGAUGGCAUUAACUUGCGGUUGCCUCCAACACGAUCUCCAGAGUAUCCACUUCCACUCGGUUGGGAUGCAAGCUACGAUAUUAGCCUCUUACGCUGGAGUUGUGACGUACUCAUCGAUCUUUGCCAAGACAACACCAACAAAGUAUCAUACCCAUGCAAUAUGACUAACUUUUGUGAUGAAGUUCAGGAACUACUCAUUUCGUUGCAUGUUGACAAUAACACGGGAAUCAUGGUUUAUGCCAAUAGAACAUUCAGUGUACCACACAGGCAUUUUUCUCAUCUUCUCGUGUGGUUACCAUUGCAUGUCUUUACGAUGGAUAACAAGACAAAUCGUGACAUCUUGGUGAAGUCGCUGGAUACGUAUUAUGAAGUUACGUUUAAGUCAAAGGAGAUGACAGGCUUUUGGUUUGCAGCCGUAGCAGCAAUGUCUGCACUGGCUGGACGAGGAUCCGCAGCUAUUGGUAACUUGACGUCUCUCCUAGAGCAUCAAAUCACACCAAACACUUUCUACAUGGAAGACGACAAUCCUGUUCCCGAAUCACCAGCAGCGGCUGCAUAUGCUCUCCAAACAACUCUGUUGCAGUCUUAUGGUGGCAUUAUUAGGAUAUUUCCUGCAGUGCCAAGGAGUCAGCGGCUGCAAUGGUCACAGGCAGUGUUUUAUAGACUCAGAGCUGAACGAGGUUUUCUUGUGUCUGCUCUGAUGGAUGAUGUUGUUCAGUGGAUCUUGAUAGAGAAUGAGAUGGGUGCCUCUCCAUGUUCCAUCGAAGUCGACCUCAUCUAUCCUUUUACAUUUAAUACCACCUCGUCCCAAGUGACCGUCACAUCUAUUGGACCAAAGAGAAUCGACAUCUUAGGAUUACAACGAGGCAACUCUGUGCUCAUAUACUCGACGAACAACAAACCUGACAAAUUUGUAGUGCAAGAAGUGGUUGGGAAUCAGACUGAAUAUCAUUAUUAUGGAUACCACAAACACACUGCCACCACAACUUUUCAUGCCAGCGAUUGAUAUGAUGGUUGCAUGAUUGACAUUACUUUGUCUUGUUUUUUUAUUCAAGGAUAAUGUUUGUAUAAUUUUUUUAAGAAAUGAAAUUGAUGUUGUCUGCUUGCUACGUGCAAUAUGUUCAUAAAUUUGUAUUAAUGCUGUUGAGACAUUAUACGUACGUUGUCACAAUUUUGAAGUAGUUGGAUACAUAAAAACAAGGCAAACAAGCAACUGGAGAUCCUUUGAUCCGGGCACACCACUGGGUACUCACGGCUUUACG